CGUGACUCAGCCUCACAGGCGGCUUAAAACGACGUCUUUUUCAAUUUUAAUAAAUUUUUGGUAAAAAAGCUUUUGGAUCCGCCGCUAUCUUCAGCAAUUAAAGUUGGACGCAGAAACUCAGAAGCAAAAAGACGAUAAAUAUUCAUCAUCACCUUCAUCUCUCUCUUCCUCUCAUCAGACUUCACCGUUCUUCUUUCUCUCUUCUUCAUCUUCAGACGAAACCUCCUUUACUUCCCCUUCAAGGUUUUAUAUUUCCCAAAUCCUACACCUGCUCACAUCUCAAGCUCAAGUUUUGUUUUCCCGGGAAAAGUGACACAAACAAGAACUUAACAAGGGAGAAGAAAAAGCUUAUAUUCAUAUCAACGGUUGACGUUGGAAAGCUAUUAAGAUUUGGUUUUCUACAAAUUUGUUCUUCCUGAAACGUCACGAGACAGAGCUUACAAGAAGAGAAAACAGAGGAAAUUUCGUUGCAUUUUUUUUACAUAUUGAUUCGAUUAAUGGAUUCAAAUAAUCAUCUCUACGACCCGAAUCCCACCGGGUCGGGUCUUCUUCGUUUUAGAUCAGCUCCGAGCUCUGUUCUCGCCGCUUUUGUUGACGACGACAAGAUUGGUUUCGACUCCGAUAGGUUGCUUUCAAGAUUCGUGACCUCUAAUGGCGUUAACGGAGAUCUGGGUUCACCUAAAUUCGAGGAUAAGUCUCCGGUUUCGUUAACGAACACCUCUGUUUCAUACGCCGCCACUCUGCCGCCACCGCCGCAGCUUGAGCCGUCGAGUUUUCUGGGUUUGCCGCCGCAUUACCCGAGGCAGAGUAAAGGGAUAAUGAACUCGGUUGGUUUGGAUCAGUUUCUCGGUAUCAAUAAUCAUCACACCAAACCAGUUGAAUCUAAUCUUCUCCGUCAAAGCAGCUCUCCAGCCGGAAUGUUUACUAAUCUCUCUGACCAAAACGGUUAUGGUUCAAUGAGGAAUUUGAUGAAUUACGAAGAAGAUGAAGAGAGUCCAUCUAAUUCCAAUGGAUUAAGACGCCAUUGCAGUCUCUCUUCAAGGCCACCUUCUUCACUUGGAAUGCUUUCUCAAAUACCUGAAAUCGCACCCGAAACUAAUUUUCCAUAUAGCCAUUGGAAUGAUCCAUCCAGCUUUAUUGAUAACUUAUCCUCACUUAAAAGAGAAGCCGAGGACGAUGGAAAAUUGUUUCUCGGAGCUCAGAACGGAGAGUCCGGGAAUCGUAUGCAGUUACUGUCGCAUCAUUUGAGCCUACCAAAGUCAUCAUCGACAGCCUCGGACAUGGUUUCAGUGGAUAAGUAUCUUCAGCUACAAGAUUCUGUUCCUUGUAAAAUCAGAGCCAAACGUGGUUGCGCUACACAUCCUCGAAGCAUCGCUGAACGGGUAAGAAGAACGCGGAUAAGCGAGCGAAUGAGGAAGUUACAAGAGCUUGUUCCUAACAUGGACAAGCAAACCAACACUUCGGAUAUGUUGGAUUUAGCUGUGGAUUACAUCAAAGAUUUACAAAGACAGUAUAAGAUUUUAAACGACAACAGAGCUAACUGUAAGUGUAUGAACAAGGAGAAGAAGUCAAUAUAGGGCGCAACAAAGUGUGUAGUAGAUAGGACUAAAAAGCAGGGAGAAGGACAAGAAAGAAACAAUGUCAUGUCUGAAUAUUUUUUAGCCGAAACAGACCAAAUUGUCUAUGUAAGCUCUCGAGAAAAGCAUCUGCUUCCAACAAAAUUCUAAGUAAUAAAAUAGUACUCGAUUUGUUCUUAUUUCAUUAUUACAAUGCAGAAUCUACUAAUCAAAUGUUGUACUACAAAAGGUAAGAUCAACUAC
Molecule: messenger RNA, 1820 nt
Organism: Arabidopsis thaliana (thale cress)
Lineage: Eukaryota; Viridiplantae; Streptophyta; Magnoliopsida; Brassicales; Brassicaceae
Gene: FBH4
Product: basic helix-loop-helix (bHLH) DNA-binding superfamily protein
Exons: 6
Coding region: 498-1577 (359 amino acids)
Biological process (GO): regulation of DNA-templated transcription
Cellular component (GO): nucleus
Molecular function (GO): transcription cis-regulatory region binding; DNA-binding transcription factor activity; protein dimerization activity
Source: RefSeq, marked reviewed